Pseudomyrmex gracilis is the source of this 1721-nucleotide messenger RNA. RefSeq names its product probable medium-chain specific acyl-CoA dehydrogenase, mitochondrial (gene Mcad). NCBI's taxonomy places the organism in Eukaryota, Metazoa, Arthropoda, Insecta, Hymenoptera, Formicidae. The transcript is spliced from 10 exons. Bases 280 to 1527 code for a protein of 415 amino acids. Gene Ontology annotation, biological process: fatty acid beta-oxidation; medium-chain fatty acid catabolic process. Gene Ontology annotation, cellular component: mitochondrion. The record is from RefSeq and is a predicted model, not a curated record. Gene Ontology annotation, molecular function: medium-chain fatty acyl-CoA dehydrogenase activity; flavin adenine dinucleotide binding.
ACGCAACCUAAAUGUAAUAUAGCACGACUUACGUACACGUGGCACGUGAUAUAUAUAUAUAUGUUUGUUAAAACUCCCCCUCUUUUCUAUCUCUCAUUUAGUAUACGUGUAAAAACAGGCUUUUGCUUAGUCACUAGUGAUCAUUAGUAUAUUAUUGUGGUUAGUCGACGCUCGACGCACGCCUGGUUCACUUUUGAUAACUUGAUCGCAAACUCGCCAGUCACAAGUGGAGAUAUACAUUUGUCAAGCUCAGAGCAAGGAUCAGAAUACUUCGUCAAUAUGAUGAUUCGAAAGGUUUUUAACUCAAAACUGUAUCAAAUAGUACGACCAUUUUCAGCAGCAGCUGAAUCUCAAGGAUAUAAUUUUGAAUUAUCGGAUACUCAAAAGGAAAUGCAAGAUCUCGCACGGAAAUUUACCAGAGAAGAGAUUAUUCCUGUGGCUGCAAAGUAUGAUAAAUCUGGAGAAUAUCCGUGGGAUAUUGUUAAAAAAGCGUGGAAUCUUGGUCUUUUGAAUAAACAUAUUCCACAAAGUUGUGGUGGUCUGGAAAGUGGUGUUUUCGAUGGAUGCUUGGUUACAGAAGAAUUGUCUUAUGGUUGUACAGGAAUAUCAACCGCGUUAGAGGCUUCUGGUCUUGGACAAACUCCAGUUAUAAUAGCGGGAAAUAAAGAACAACAAAAGAAGUAUCUCGGGAGAUUAAUGGAAGAACCACUUGUCGCGGCAUAUUGUGUUACUGAGCCUGGUGCAGGAUCAGAUGUAGCAGGUAUUAAGACUAAAGCUGAAAAGAAAGGAAAAGAAUGGGUAAUCAAUGGCACAAAAAUGUGGAUUACAAAUGGCGGAGUUGCUAAUUGGUAUUUUGUUCUGGUAAGAACUAAUCCAGAUCCAAAAGCUCCAGCUAACAAGGCUUUCACAGGUUUCAUUGUUGAACGGGAAUCUGAUGGGUUGACUCCUGGUCGUAAGGAAAUAAAUAUGGGACAAAGAGCAAGCGACACGCGGAUGAUAACGUUUGAAGAUGUUCGUGUACCCGAAGAGAAUGUGCUGCUCAAAGAAGGAGAAGGUUUUAAAGUAGCUAUGAAGACCUUUGAUAGAACACGAGCACCGGUCGCAGCAGGCGCGGUCGGUCUAGCUCAGAGAGCUUUGGACGAAGCAACAAAGUAUUCGUUAGAACGCAAAACGUUCAACAAACCAAUAGCGGAACAUCAAGCGGUAGCUUUUAUGCUGGCUGAUAUGGCCGUGGGUGUUGAGACUUCCAGAUUGGCAACGCUGAGGGCAGCCUGGGCUAUGGACAGAAAUUUACCGAAUGCCACAAUGUUCGCUAGCAUCGCAAAAUGUUAUGCUUCAGAUGUGGCUAAUAAGUGCGCCACUGACGCUGUACAGAUUUUUGGUGGCGCAGGAUUUAAUACCGAAUAUCCAGUGGAAAAACUGAUGCGUGAUGCCAAAAUUUAUCAAAUCUACGAAGGUACCUCGCAGAUUCAAAGAUUGAUUAUAUCACGCUGUCUGUUGGGUGAAACCAAACAAAAAGCCAAUUAAACAGUACAAUCACGAAAGUAUAAUCAAGUUCCAAUAAUACUGUUUUGUAAGAGGAUCUCUACGAGAUUUCGUAGUUUUCCAAAAAGAUAAACAAGCACAUCCGGUUACGUCGUAAAAUUCAUUACUUUUUAUAUCUUCGGAGUUUACAUAUAUAAUGUGCGUAUAUAUAUAUUCUAAGAAAGAUUUUAUAACUU